AAAGAAACAAAUAACCAUGUAAGUAAAAAAAACGUUCUAGAAUGCAAAAAUUAAAAACCUUCAUCCUCUGUCUUUGCAGGUCGAAUUGAUAAAAUUCGAUGGUUACCAACCAGAGACCCACCAUGUCACCACACCAGAUGGCUAUAUACUGGAGAUGCACAGGAUACCUUAUGGUAGAAAUGCAAACAGCACUUCAGAUGACAGACCGGUGGUCUUUGUCAUGCAUGGUUUGAUGGGCGCUUCCCAGGGAUUCAUACUAUUGGGACCAGAGUAUAGUUUUGCUUACAACCUAGCAGAUGCAGGCUUUGACGUCUGGAUGGGCAAUGCCCGCGGCAACAAGAACUCCCGGUUCCACGUCUCCUUAGACCCUGACGAUGAAGAGGAGAAGUUCCAAUUCUUUAAUUUCAGCUUCGAAGAGAUUGGCUUGUAUGAUGUGCCAUCUAUGAUCGACUAUAUUUUGCAGUAUACCAGAAGGGACAAGCUACAUUAUAUUGGCGCUUCUCAGGGUGGUACAGUAUUCCUAGUGAUGGCGUCCAUGUUACCGGAGUACAAUGAUAAGCUCAUAUCAGUUCAUCUACUAGCAGCAGUUGGUUAUCAAAAUCAUUUUCCAGGUGCACAGCUAAGAAGAGCGGCGUUGAUGACUGAUAUUAUUUAUUCUCAAGCCUUACGCAAUGGUAUAGUGGAACUGUUCCCUCCGAACUCUGUAGAGAUGGUGCCAGGAAUAACGCCUUCACGAGAGUUAACAAACGCUAGAUGUGUUGGCAGCGAAGAGUACAGCUACAUGUGCGAACUCUUCGGUGUGAGGAGUCUUAUGAGGAAUAAUCCAGAUGACCAAGCAGGGGCAGCACUAAAACAAGUAGCUCACUACGGCCAAAACAUUAGAGACAGGCAGUUCCGUAGAUACCACCACGGCAGACAGGCGAACCAAGCAGCAUAUAAUGAAACAUCACCACCAAUAUAUGACUUGAGUCUCAUCACAGCACCAGUCACCAUGCAUUAUUCUCUAAGCGAUGACUUGUUAGAUGAAAGAGAUGCUCUAGCUAUGGUAUCUGAUAUGCCAAACGCUAAAGCGCGGAAGGUAGCAAGGGAUAGCUUUCUGCAUACAGAUUAUGUAGAGGCUUUAGAUGCUAAAGAACUGGUUACGGAUUAUGUUAUUGAAGAGAUUAUAAAAGCUGACCUCGCCGCGAGACCCGUUGAGGGAACCGUAGCAACCGCUGCACCAGUUAUAGACAACUCAACCCAAGUUACUGGUGCAGCAUCCACGAUAGUACUUAAUGUAUAUUUGGUAGUCCUAAGUCUGUAUGUUAUGUUUAAGUAAUACAAUGAGGAAGAAGUGUUAUUGUAAAUAUUUGUAUAUACUAUGUAUAGUAAAAGGAUUUGAUAGAA
Helicoverpa zea (corn earworm) is the source of this 1386-nucleotide messenger RNA. Its product is annotated as lipase 3-like. The transcript is spliced from 6 exons. The record is from RefSeq and is a predicted model, not a curated record. Lineage: Eukaryota; Metazoa; Arthropoda; Insecta; Lepidoptera; Noctuidae. Gene Ontology annotation, molecular function: hydrolase activity, acting on ester bonds. Bases 155 to 1318 code for a protein of 387 amino acids.